Messenger RNA from Saccostrea cuccullata (small rock oyster), 1018 nucleotides. RefSeq lists its product as uncharacterized. The annotation marks the transcript as partial. Lineage: Eukaryota; Metazoa; Mollusca; Bivalvia; Ostreida; Ostreidae. The record is from RefSeq and is a predicted model, not a curated record. The transcript has 6 exons.
CUGUUUGGAGACGACUGAGGGAAAACUGUUUUCACAUGACUGCUCUGGGUUUUUAGAAGGCUGUCCGGGUGAUGCUUUUAGGAGCAAUGAGAAUUACCACUAUCCUGCAUGUCAAAGAAUUAACACACAAGACAAAUGUUAUCUUGCCGAUCCUUCCUGUUCAAUAACAACACAGAUCUUAGAUCUUGGAGACUUUAACACUACGACAACCAUAAUCCAGGAGAACCAAUCUGCCAAUAUUGGAGCAAUAGUAGGAGGAGUGUGUGCCGGAGUCAUUGUCCUCCUCCUCCUCAUCCUGUUUCUAGGUGUCCUUCUAUGGAGAAGAAAACAAAGGAUGAAAAAUAAUAAAAAAGAACUGAAUCUAGGAAAAAGGGAAAGUGGCUGUGAAUGUGACAUAAAUGACAAAUACACCGAUAGCGUUCAUGAAUUUUCAUGUAGUGCUCCAUUGCUACCAACUAAUACUACUGGAGAUGGAGAAGAAGAUAGGAUACCAGAAACAGGCAAGCUAGAGGAGGGGAAGCAUGUUUUCACAAAGACCAGUGUACCAAAGAAAGUCUUUGAGACCAUAGAAACUGAUAUCAGAAGUAAACAAGAGGAAAAAACCAAUGACGUCACAGAUGCUGGCGUUAAUAGUAAACCAGAGGAGAAAAUCCAUGAUGCUACAGAGUCUGGCGUUAAUAGUAAGCCUUGGAAUAUAACCCAUGGUGACACAAAAACAGGUGAUAAUAGUAAACUAGAAGAAACAGUUUCUGGUUUACAAACUAUUGAAAUCAUUAAUGAACCAGAGGAAAGAGAGCAUGAUGACAUCAAUACAAAUUCAGAGAAAAGAAGCCAUGGUAACGCAGAGACUAGUGUCAAACCAGAAGGAAAGACAUACAAAGGUAAAGAGGCUGCUGUUCUAUUAUCAAAGAACUUAAAUACUUAUGGAAAUAGCAUUGUACAACCUACUCUGUACUGUAUGGAGUCUAGCCCCAUCGAUGGACAGUCAUGUGGUGAAUGCAUUGUAGGUACACGGAAU